AGUCCGCAACUGAGGAAACAAGGGAAGGCGAACAACAAUGUUACUCUGGGAUUAAGUAAUCACACGAUAAGAAAAUUUUGGUCAAGCCAUGUCUAAAUCGUGGGUUUUAGUCGCGUUGUUCAUUCAAUUAAUCAUCUUAAUUUUCGUGUAUCGACUGUUUAAAAAUGAUUCCGCUCAUACUGAACAAGGGAAGAUUAUUGGUGCGCAGAUGGACUCCACUCACACGCAGGAGUUGACAAACUCAGCUUUGAGACAAAUAGAAGCCAUUGAAAUCGACUGGAGUAAAAUACCACAAAAACAGACGCCUCCGAAGGGAGAUAUGCACGACAAAUGGAUAGUUCUGACUACAAUUAAUGCGCCGACAUCAGAUGUGAAGAAGUUGGCCGGUAUUGAAGGCUGGAAGGUUGUAGUUGUAGGUGAUACGAAAACACCGGCAGACUGGAGCCAUCCCAAUUGCGUUUUCCUGAGUGUUGAAAAACAAAAAUCUCUGGGAUAUCGCAUCCACGACUUGCUUCCGUACAAAAGUUAUGCGCGGAAAAACAUCGGAUACCUUUAUGCCAUUCAACAUGGGGCUAAAAUUAUCUACGAAACAGAUGACGAUAACUCACCAACAAGUGGGAAAAUAACCUUCCACCAGUCAGAGCUGGGUGACUUCAACGUCUACAAGACGGAAUCGAUGGUAGUUAAUCCUUACGAACACUUUGGACAGAGUACUAUUUGGCCUAGAGGGUACCCAUUGGAACACAUCGCUGAUCCCCCGUCACACAAGUUUGUUAAAUGUCAAGGGGUGGACACAUCCAUACAGCAGGGCGUAGUAAAUGGUGACCCAGAUGUGGACGCUGUCUUUCGUCUAACAAGAAAGGACAAAGGUGUGGACUUAAAAGUAGAGUUUGCUGCUGACGCACUACCAAUUGUUCUUCCUCCAAACACGAUGGCUCCUUUUAACUCCCAAAACACGCUGUUCUUGAACAAAGCCUUGUGGGGCAUGUUGAUACCAAUCACAGUGGCAUUUCGAGUCUGUGAUAUCUGGCGUGGUUACUGGGCACAGCGGUUGCUAUGGGAUGUUGGCUCGCAGCUGUCAUUUUUCCCGCCAAAUGCUGUUCAGUUUCGAAAUGCUCACAACUAUCUUGAUGAUUUCAUCGAUGAGAAAAUGUUUUACCAUAAUGCUGGGCGUUUCGUCGAGUUCUUGAUUAAAUGGAAAUCUGACAAAAGGGAUUUCUUCAGCAGAGUUCUAGAUCUGAGCAUAGCAAUGGUUCGAGAAGGCUUCUGGGAGAUCAAGGAUGCCAUGUUAACAAAAGCAUGGUUAGAAGAUUUAGUUAGCGUUGGGUAUCAGAUGCCAGCUUUAAACCCUGCUCAUCAGUCAUGCGAAAAGACGAUAGGAGCAGAAACUGAACUGCGCACGAAAGAGAAACCAUCGUCAUACCUACGCGCGGGGAGCAAACUACAAAAUUUAGAAUUAUAAUAAGGUUAUAAUUACUAAUGUCGAAUCAAAAAGGUGUAAGAAUUUAAAUGAAUAAAUUGGUUCGCUUUUGUAGUCACCGUUGUGACUGCUCCUCCAGUUUUUCAGUCAAGGCAGUACAUAGCCUGACAUCAGUAUGCAUAUUUUCUACACUAUUCACCCAUUUC
This is a messenger RNA of Pocillopora verrucosa, 1626 nucleotides long. RefSeq lists its product as uncharacterized. NCBI's taxonomy places the organism in Eukaryota, Metazoa, Cnidaria, Anthozoa, Scleractinia, Pocilloporidae. The record is from RefSeq and is a predicted model, not a curated record.